This is a messenger RNA of Contarinia nasturtii (swede midge), 1386 nucleotides long. RefSeq names its product mitochondrial import inner membrane translocase subunit TIM50-C (gene ttm50). The record is from RefSeq and is a predicted model, not a curated record. Gene Ontology annotation, molecular function: phosphoprotein phosphatase activity. Lineage: Eukaryota; Metazoa; Arthropoda; Insecta; Diptera; Cecidomyiidae. The transcript has 6 exons. The coding region runs from base 128 to 1300 and encodes 390 amino acids.
GUGUGUCUUUCUAAGUACUCAUGGUUUGGCAAUGUGACAUAAAAAGACAUCAAUCCGAAAAACUAUUGUGAAAUAAAGUGAAAAUUAAAUAAGAAAAAGGGUUACGAUUUAAGCUGGAAACGGCAAAAUGAGCCUAAGGUGUUCUACUUCAUUAUUGACGAGGCUUCGAUCUUUGCCACAAAUUAGAAAUUAUUUUAAUUCACACCAUAUUUUACACAAAAAUCGGCACCAAUUAACCAGUUCAACAUCAUUCAAUACAUUUAGACAUUAUUGUAAUCCUGCGUCAAAAGGAGAUGGAAAUGAAACAAAAAAACCGACACAAAUUCUCUCAACAUUGUUUCCACAAACAUCACCCACGGUGAAUGCAGAGCCUGACAUUCAUGAGAAAAGGAAACAAGAGGAACAAGAUGAAAAAAAAGAGCAGGAACAAUCGUGGAAACGAAUGAAAUUAGGUUUCUAUGUGUUCGGUGUAUCAACUGUUAUAGGUGCUGUAUGGGUUGUUGUGGAUUUGGGUGCACCUGAAAAGGAUUCGGACGGUCGUGUAAUCGAAGAUGAGUUUAGCAUUUUACCAUUGCCAAAGCAAUACCUAAAACGAAUGUGGAAAUCGCUUACAUAUUACCAAAAAAUUAUACAAGAACCGUCACGCGAAAAACUACUGCCAGAUCCACUGAAACCACCUUACUAUCAACCAAAAUAUACACUCGUUCUUGAGAUGAAAGAUGUAUUAGUACAUCCUGACUGGACAUAUAAAACUGGAUGGCGAUUCAAGAAACGCCCCGGCGUUGACUCAUUCCUUGAACAAUUGGCCAGAGAUUAUGAAAUUGUUGUUUAUACAGCGGACCAAGGCAUGACGGUCUUCCCAAUUCUGGAUGCACUCGAUCCAAAAGGAUUUAUUAUGUACAGAUUAGUGCGAGAUGCAACCCACUUUGUGGAUGGUCAUCACGUUAAAAACUUAGACAACUUGAAUCGAGAUCUGAAGAGAGUUAUUGUUAUUGACUGGGAUCCAAAUUCGACAAAACUGCAUCCAGAAAAUACGUUCCAUGUGGAACGAUGGAAUGGCAACGAUGAUGAUUUAUCACUGUUGGAACUUGUUUCAUUUUUGAAGACCGUCUCAAGUGCUGAUGUCGAUGAUGUCCGUGAUGUUCUACAGUACUACAAACAAUUCGACAAUCCAUUAGCGAAAUUCAAAGAAAAUCAACAAAUUUUGUUACAACAAAUGCAGGAGAGAGAAUUGGAAGAGAAAAAUGCACCACCUUCGCCGGUGAAAAAGUGGACACCAUCUUUUCUUGGGCGCAAAUAAAUGAAAACACAAAAAUAAUCUAACGCAAUUUAAUUGUACAAAUUCAAAAACUUUAUAAAGUAACUAAAACACACAUCAAUUAGACA